AGAGGCUCUUAGAUACGACUGGGACAAAGUUAACUCGGGAUUUCCACGCGCUCCAGAAGGAAAGGGAAAAAAGCAGCAGCGACUGAACGAUGGCGACUCAAGCACAGCAGCCCCCUCAUCUCCACCUGGCAGAGCUCACCGCGGCGCAGUUUCUCGACAUCUGGAAACAUUUCGACGCAGACGGUCAGUACUGAGGCCAGGGGGUUAAAUUUGGGCAGGACUGGACUAUGGGCAUAUCACAGGAGUAGGCUCUUUGUAAAUUCAGAAUGGUUGAAUAGUUGUUAAAUUGAUUGCCUAGUGCUUGGUGGGACAGAGCAAGUGAGCAGAUGUGAUAGAUGAGGGCAGAAAGUCCUGGGUGUUGUACUGCGGGACAGAGGAGCAUCUGGGGUUGUUAUUUGGACUGCGUCUUGGGAAUCUUGGCUGUGAUUGUCAGUCAGAGAGUGCCCUGUGCCCUGUUCCUUGAUCAUGCACUUCUGGAAAGAUUUUAACUUUACACUUGUUUAUGAACUUUAAUUAAACAAUUAGCAUAUUGAAGUUGUAUAUUUUGAAGUAGCAAAGUGGAAAAGCAUUUUCAAAUAGUUCAGUUAGUGCAUUUUUCCCACAAGAACAUUAGAUGAGAUUUCAGUCGACACGUAGGCUACAUAUAAUCCCAUAUAAACAUGCUUUUUAAUCAUUAUUUUAUUUUAGUUCCUCAAUUACGCACCAGUAAGAACCGCGCCAAGGUAUAGAAUAGAAGAGCGCUGCUUUGGACCACAUUUGUGGCACUAUUUUCUGUGCGUAAAACAUGAAAGUGUAAUACAGCACUACAUUCUUUGAGAUUAAACAUGCGUUCUUUCUAGAUUAUUUAUUAUAUAGAGUGGUUUGAUCGCUGUGAAUUAUAUAUGUGCCUGGCUUGUAGCGACCCCCAACGAGGCAACCGGAUCCGCCCGUCUCCUAUGAAUGAAUCUACAGUAGCCUAUGUCAUCAGCGGGGCUUCUGCCAGGCGCUAGUGUAUUGACAGGCAGCUUGCCGUGUCCGGUCGGGGAAUGGGGAGGAGUGGAGAUGGAGAGAGAGUAGAGGGGAAAAGGGGAAUAGGAGAAGGGGGAGCAGUGUGUGAAGAAGAUGGGGAGAGAGGACAAAUAGCAGGGAAAAGUGGAAGUGGGGGGAGAGGAGAGAGGAGGGAGUAGUAGUGAUGGGGAAAAGGAGAGCGACGGAAUGAAUAUGGGGAAUAGCCAUAUAGCCUUUACAGUCAUUGGGGGUAGAAGGAUGAGAGCGAAAUAUAUUGCUUGGUAUAGCACUGCGUUUUCUUUCUUUAAUCCAUCCAUCCAUGUAUACAUUUUUGCACUGCGCAAAGCAUAUUGAAUCCUUCUCCCCCCAUCCCAUGGUGGUCCCUCAGGGCCGUUGGAGACGUUAUGCUUGGCAGCAAAAAGCUUACCAAGGGCUCUACUAAACACGCGCCUGUUGAAGUGUGUAAAGAUGUGUAAAAAAAGUAUGUGACAUUGCGCAGGCUUGACAUGUUUCCGCCCCAUAGCGCUCACUCUUAGCUCUGCAGCCUGUCACCUAGAGCGUGUAAACAGUCACACCUGAGCAAGCGCAGGGAUUCUCCGAACGUUUAAGCACUCCACUGCCCCAGCCAAGGUUAAAUCCCCCCACCGGGUCUACUAACGGCCAUAUGCGUUAAACCCUGGCCUCUACGGCCAUGCAUACACGCGCUGGUGAGAGUUAUAGCUGGCUACCAGUCCAGUAAUAUAAUUGGCACAAAAAAAUUGAAGUCCCUGGCGUGCACUGGGCUGGAAUGGACCUAGAAGUAGUAGAGGGAUGAGGAAUGAGUCCAAUUACACACACACACACACACACACACACACACACACACACACACACACACACACACACACACACACACACACACACACACUCUCUUUCUCUCUGUCUGUUUUGGGGAGCUGUUUAUUAAUACAUGAGAGAUUGUUCUUUGUUAAUACAUGAAAUAGCAGAGUGUUAAUCCCACCAAAAAAGUAUAGUUUGUGGAAUGUAAAAAUAGGUCUCACCGUGCGCUGUCAAUAAAUGAAUGCAUUUAAGGCUUUUCAGGGAUGUCGCGUGCGGCCAGUGAUCCAUCUGUGGGAGGCAGAGGUGGUCUGUCUGUACCACUUUAAGCCGUACACUCCACAGAGCUGGGCUUUACGGAAGAGUGGCCAGAAAAAAGCCAUUGCUUAAAGAAAAAAAUAAGCAAACACGUUUGGUGUUCGCCAAAAGGCAUGUGGGAGACUCCCCAAACAUAUGGAAGAAGGUACUCUGGUCAGAUAAGACUAAUAUUGCGCUUUUUGGCCAUCAAGGAAAACGCUAUGUCUGGCGCAAACCCAACACCUCUCAUCACCCCGAGAACACCAUCCUCACAGUGAAGCAUGGUGGUGGCAGCAUCAUGCUGUGGGGAUGUUUUUCAUCGGCAGGGACUGGGAAACUGGUCAGAAUUGAAGGAAUGAUGGAUGGCGCUAAAUACAGGGAAAUUCUUGAGGGAAACCUGUUUCAGUCUUCCAGAGAUUUGAGACUGGGAUGGAGGUUUACCUUCCAGCAGGACAAUGACCCUAAGCAUACUGCUAAAGCAACACUCGAGUGGUUUAAGGGGAAACAUUUAAAUGUCUUGGAAUGGCCUAGUCAAAGCCCAGACCUCAAUCCAAUUGAGAAUCUGUGGUCUUAUUUCAUGUUUGUUUCACAAGAAAACAUAUUUUUCAUCUUCAAAGUGGUAGGCAUGUUGUGUAAAUCAAAUGAUACAAACCCCCAAAAAAUCAAUUUUAAUUCCAGGUUGUAAGGCAACAAAAUAGGAAAAAUGCCAAGGGGGGUGAAUACUUUCGCAAGCCACUGUAUUUGGGAAACGCAUGCAUUAUUCCACUCUUCACACCAGAUAAUAUUUCAUGCAAGGAAACAAGAUCUAUGUCUAAUAUAACUGGAAAAUGUAUGAACAGGGCCUAGCCUUUUGGGGGCCCUAGGCAAGAUUUUGUUGGGAGGCCCAUCACCUCGCUUUUUGAAGUUAAUUUCCUGCAAUUCUACACAUUUUGCCAUGGGGCAUAGAGAAAAUGUUGCAGUUUUAAAGCAAGUUUUCUGCAAUUGAACAUUUUGCCAUGGGGCGAAAAAGAAACUUUUGCAAAUGUCUAACUAAUUUCAUGCAAUUCUACUCGUGAGUGUGAGUAGCUAACAAAAUCAAUGGGGCCCCCUUGUUCCCUUUCGGUAAUUCGGCCAUGAUUACUACACGUUUAGAUAGCUGGGUAGACUAAUUUACCAAUCUAAUGUUAGCUGUCAUAGAUUAAUUGAGUGACUGUCAGUGACUGACAUAGCAAGAGGAAAACUGCUGAUGCACAACCAAAUUUCGAAAUUGCACUUUGUGUAUUCUACUAUUCUAACUCUCAACAGUAAGACUGAGUUACUUUUUGGGUCGGGAGCCCCCUAGCACGAGGAAAUAGAUGACCACCUAUGUCACUUAAGCCCAAGGCCGGCCCUGUGUAAGGACAUGGGCAUAAUUCCCACUAAAUCCUCACAUUGGGAAGAGCAAUUAGGAUUAUCUGUGAUGGUCUGCACAUAUCUAGCAUAAUAUCCAUGUCUUUGGGGAAACUUCUUUACACAUUUAACCAGCCCACUCCCCCACUUCCCUCCCACACAGUACAGGAAUAUGUUUAGUUGUGCUUCAGUGGAGUGAUGACAUGUUGAUAUAGAGAGGAGACAGCCCUCAGUCCCUCCAUCUGAUGGGCUGAUUUGUUUACAUACACAAAGCUUUGUGUUUCUGCAGUGAUUUGCUUGCAUCUCAAACACCAGCGAGCCAAUGCAGAGAUGGUGAUUUACCUAUCAAACACAACACGCAAAUGAAGUUUAAAGUUGUAUUAGUCACACGGGAUACACAUGGUCCAAUGAAAUGCUUACUUGCAGGUUCCUUCUCAACAAUGCAACAACAAUAAGAAUAAGAACAUAAAGUGAGCCUGUUGGUAUUAGACCUCAUGUUUUGAUACCGUCUGCCCGACGAUAAGGGAGAGAACAGCUCGUGGCUGGGUUGUGUGGGGUCCAUGAUGAUGCUGUGUGCCUUCCUCAGGCACCGUUUCAAGUAGAUGUCCUGGAAGUAAGCAUUUCACUGUAAUGUCUGCACCUGUUGUAUUCGGCGCAUGUGGCCAAUAAAAUUUGAUUUGAUUUGAUUUGGAUGGGUGGAUGCAUGGUCCCAGUGAUUGUACUGGGCCGUCUUCACCACCUGCUGGAGGGCCUUGCUGUCGUGGACGGAGCAAUUCUCAAACCAGGCCGUGAUGCAACCGGUCAGGAAGCUCUCGAUGGUACAGCGGUAGUAUUUGGAGAGGACCCGGGGCGGCAUGCCGAAUUUCUUCAGCCGCCUUAGGAAGUAGCGAUGCUGUUGCGCCCUCUUGACAAGAGUGGUGGUGUUGUUGUUCCAUGAUGAGUACUCAGUGAUGUGGACGCCGAGGAAUUUAAAACUCGUGACUCUCUGUAAUACAGUCCCAUUGAUGUGGAUCGGGGCAUGUUCCCUCCUCUGCUUCCUGAAGUCAACAGUCAUCUCCUUUGUUUUGCUGACGUUGAGGGAGAGGUUGUUCACUUACCUCUUCCCUAUAGGUAGACUCGUCAUUGUUGGUUAUCAGGCCUACAACUGUGGUGUCCUCAGCAAACUUGCUGUACAUCAUGCGUAGCCAGUCCCAUGCCUGUCAUGUUUGUGAAUGUCGCUACAGAAGAUCUAAUGCCCCAAUAAGCAUCUACCUGACCCCCCACUGUCAACCCCCCAGGCACAAAGCCAUUCCACUGUGAUUAUGUUGCUAAUGCUCUCUGAGCUGCAGGCGAUUCAUGUUUUUAAAUAUCAUUCUCCGGCAGCAUUACCAGAGAAUUUCCACACUUCCCAUUCGUAAAUGCCAUCCUGAUCCGCCUGAGGACUCCAGAUUCGGGCAGUGCUUCGAUCAUGUGACUAAUGCAGAGCCCCCAAUGCAAUAGGGCAGGCGUUUGUCUUAUAGGUCAGUGUUUUCCAACUCCAGUCCUCCAACAGCACAUAUUUUGGUUGUAGCCCCGGACAAAAACAACUGAUUCAACUGGUCAAGGGCUUGAUGAUUAGUUGACAAGUAGAAUCAGGUGUGCUUGUCCGGGGCCACAACAAAAAUAUGUACUGUUGGGGGUACUCGAGGACUGGAGUUCAUAAACACUGUUAUACGUCAAUGCAGUUUCUCUCAUCUCCCCGAUGGGGGAGCUCACAGAGCACAGAUCGAUGGGGGAGCUCACAGAGCACAGACCAAUGGGGGAGCAAAGAUCAGCAAAGACAAUUAGGAGUUUGUUAUAUUCUCAAUCAGCCUUAAAUAUCUACAGCCUGUGGGUUGCCCAUACCGCGCACGCACACACACGCACACACGCACACACACACACACACACACACACACACACACACAACACACACACACACUUAUCAAGUUAUCUCCUUCCCUUCUCCAUGAUUUUCCUCCCUGUGGGGUCAGCUAUCAUUUUAUUCCUAUGGUGCUGUGACACAAUAAGUCACAUUAAGCCCUUUCAAAUCCCUCCCUCCGACCUACCCUCCCUUUCUCUCCUCCUCCCUCUAUCUCAUCCCCCCAUCAGAUACUGGGCCUGAUGGUUUUGCUGGGAUAUCAGACUAAUCCUAGUAAGGACCAGGGAGCUCAGCAGUGUGUGUGUGUUGGAUAUACAUAUGUGACUCAAUGUUAUGCUACUGUACUCCUGUGGGAGUCGUGUUGGCCAGAUGGACAAUAUCGUGUGACUGUAGCAUUAGGGUAGAUAAUGAGAGUGUUUUUGUGAACAUGUUUCCAUAGAAUUUAGAGUAUGCAAACAGUCAUGGUGGUGCAAUACAACACUUGACUCUCUGGACUCCUUGUGGACUCGUUGUUCUGGACUUUCUUUGAGCUCCUUGUCGAGCGAAGGGCUUAAAUAAACGCAGCCAUAUUGAACCCAGUUUUUUUUUUACAGUAAUGAAACACACUACAUACCAGGGUUCUAUCUCAAUUCACAUUUGGUGAUACCGUGUAUCUUAUCCCCUCACCCCCUUCCCCUGACUUUCUACUCCAAUGGGAUUUGCGAAGGAGGUGAGGAGAGAGAAUGCAAGGAAUCAAGGAAAGAUGAAUUGAGAAAGAGCCAUAUAACUAAGAGGAUUCCAUUAUGGUUUCCACAGGUUCAAAGGUCAAUGUAAUCCCCAUCUCACUGAUCCCAGGAAUGACCUUUAACCCUUGGGUAUGUUCUACAGGAAAUGGCUACAUCGAGGGAAAGGAGCUGGAGAACUUCUUCCGGGAGCUAGAGACCGCGCGGAGAGGAGCGGGCGUGGUGAGUGGGUUUGAAUACUUCGAAAAUACAUAAUUCCUUCCUGCCUUAAAGUGAGUGACUGACUCCAUCUUAGUCGAGGCAACAUUAAACAUUGUAUUUAAAUGAGCAAAUGGUCCACUUUACUUGACUAUCAUCAUCCACAGUGUAUUCAGGCUUCUAGAUAGGCUGAUAGACUGGAGAAUGAAAGUCUAUAACAACAUAUUAUCAUAGGGAAUUGUUAGGUAGGAAUUCUCUGUUUUAUCAGUUUUUGAUUUAUUCUGUGUGUGUGUCUAUUCCAGGAUCCCACACAUGCUGCGUUUAGAGAAAAGAUGAAGGAGUUCAUGGCUAAAUUCGACAAGAAUGCAGACGGAAGAAUCGAGAUGUCAGAAGUACGACUCAUACUGUACACAAGCACAUUCAAACUCCUCUAUUGAAAUGUCUGGUUACUUUUGAUGUUUUCCUCUGAUGCUAUAUCUGCAUAUACUAUAUGUUUUUUGUUCUGUACACAGUGUUGUUGUUGAAAUACACUUUAAUAUUGAGUUAGAAGCCAAGUGUACUAAUCCUCUCUCUAUAUAUUUUCUCUCUCUCUCCCUCUUUCUCUCCAGUUAGCUCAGAUUCUGCCCACAGAGGAGAAUUUCCUGCUUUGUUUCAGAACAUUUGUGGGAUCCAGUGCAGAAUUCAUGGCGGUAAGUUGUGUCUGUAUGUGUGUGUGUGUGUGUGUAUAAGCCCACUGCACUGUACAGUAUAUCGAUCACUAAAGAUGACUCCUGCGAUCAUUGCUCUCCGAUAAGGAUAACUUUUUGGUUUAUUGCUAAGUCUGAUCACUUCGUCCCAUACACAAAAACCAAGACAAAAACACAUCCACCCACACACACAGAAUCAAUCCCAAGAGAGCUUAGAAAUAUCAGGGAAACAGGUAUCUCCUUGUCUAAAGCGUUUUAUAUCUAGAAAUAACUAGAGAGAGAAAGAGAGAGAGGGAGGGGGGCUCUUUUUAACUGUUUUCUGCUGGUGAAGACACACAAAGUAAGGAGAAGGGAGGAUAGAUAGAAGGAGGGAGUUUUGCAGUGGUCCGGUGUGCUGGCUACCCCAUGUUAAAAGUGGAGGGGGGAGGAGGGGAACACAGGAGCUAUUCUCAGACUGCCAUUCAUUAUGGAUGGGUUGCAGCCUUACUGCAGGAGACUGUGGGGGGGAUGAUGUGGUUUUUGGCAUCCAUCUUUGAUAAGGCUCCGCUCUAGACACGGGACAGCUGGUAGAUUAAAACACAAAUGAUAUACUUUUCUCACUCUCAUCCUCUUCUAUCUCCGUCUGGCUACAUUCUCUCUACCGAUUAUAGCAUUAUAACUUUCCGCUUGUUGUUAAAGUAAAGAGGGUUUUAAGGUUUUAGAGUUCUUUAUCUCUGUUGGGUAGAGUCGUUUGGAAAAUGGAGAGCUUGUGAAAGAAAGACAGUGGCGAAACUGUGUUUAAAUGCGUGUGUGCUGUGUUGUGAUGAAAUGUUAAAAAUGUUCUGUCUACAGGCUUGGCGAAGGUAUGACACUGAUCGCAGUGGAUACAUCGAAGCCAAUGAACUGAAGGUAAACAAAUGUGCCAAACUUUUAAACAUUCAUAACCUUCAUUAGUCAGUUUCCAAGGACUUGUGGUUGUUGUCAGAGGAGGACCCCUGAGCACUCAUCAUUAAACUCUCAUUUUUGGGUCAUUGUUGCUAAUUGAGCCAGUACCAGUGGGGUAACGAGGAUCUGUCUUCCUCAGGGUUUCCUGUCAGAUCUUCUGAAGAAGGCCAACAGACACUACGAUGACAAGAAGCUCAACGAGUACACACAGACAAUCGUGAGUGUGACACACGUACUGUACACGUUUACACAAACACACAGGUUUAACACAGUGUAGUAACAUUAUGCCACUCACUGUUGUAUCGCUCUCUCCAGCUGAGGAUGUUUGAUCUGAACGGUGAUGGGAAACUGGGCCUGUCUGAAAUGGCCAGGUGAGUGUGUGUCUUGUUCACUGAGAGACUCUCUGUGUUACACUUGAAUCCAUUUUGAAGUAAAGAAUCUGAAUGUGAACGAUUUUAUUUUAUCUCAUUUAAGGCUGCUGCCGGUUCAGGAAAAUUUCUUGCUCAAGUUCGAGGUGAGACCACACCCACACACCCUCCCCACCCCACACACAAAUUCCUUUAGGAAUUGGGGCAACGUAUUCAUUUGCGAAAGAGUCGUUCACUAUGUGAAUUAAAGCAGUCUUGACUAUAACCCUAAGGUAAAGGUCAUACAAUGUGUAUGUCGGCAGAUCCAACCGAUGGUACAAUUCAGCUUUAUUGCAUUCACUUUAAGAGGAUAAUACUGUUUAUCAUGGGAGACGUUUACUGAGUCUGCACCUGGCUAGACUAUCGACACCCUUAAAAGUCAUUGCAACACUCUUUCACACGCACUCAAGCACGCACGUUCACACACACACAUACACACACACACACACACACACACCUGUCUGUCAGUCCUGCAGGCUCGUUAAUGAAACCAGUUAGACUCCAGUUUGUGAGGAACAGAUGCAGGCAUUCCCAUGGUGCUGCAACUCAAUAUUAGGAAGGUGUUCCUAAUGUUUGGUAUACUCAGUGUAUAUAUAUAUAUAUAUAUAUAUAUAUAUAUAUAUAUCAUGUACAGUAUGUAUUAUAUUUUUAUUAUACUUUCCCUUCCCUGUCUUUCCCAUCUCUCCAGGGAUGCAAGCUUUCAGCAGAGCAGUUCAAUGUAAUCUUCACCUUCUAUGACAAGGUAAAUGAGCACAGUACACAUAUUUGCAGGGAGGGUGUGUGAGAGAGAUUGCUUGUUUCCCUGUCACACAAGCUACUAGCUCCAUGCAAAUGCUCACUUGCACAAGUAAAUACUCCAAAGAUACACCUGCGUCUGUAUCAAUUAUUUUGUUAGUGUUACCUUGGUAACCUUCCCAGUAGCGGUGCUUGGGUAAAAUCACUGGGGAAGCCAAUCCAGAAAAAAAAGCCAUAUUACAACUUAUGUUUUGUGAUAAUUGCGCUGUUUGCUCUAUAACCUGCUAGUUCAUAUGCCUUGACACUGUGAUAUAUAGGCCUAAGGCCGAGACAAUAAGAAGAAACAGUGGCAGAAUAAAUUCAACCACACCAUUGUUUUUGUCACAAAAUCUGAGAGCAACAUCUGUCCAGUGAAGUCCAGAAACCUAUUGCAUGUAACAGUUACAUGACCUGCAGCAUGGUCGAGCAAGGUAAUGUUUCCGACAUUUUCAGACUACUAAACAACUAUAGAUUUAGAACCACAGAGAGUUACUGCAAGUCACAAAGAAAACAGAAACUGCCUCCACUAUUCCGACACCAUUUCAACUUCAACAUUUCAACAUCAUUUUUACAUUUACAUUUACGUCAUUUAGCAGACGCUCUUAUCCAGAGCGACUUACAAAUAGGUGCAUUCACCCUAUAGCCAGUGGGAUAACCACUUUACAAUAUCUUUUUUUUUUAGGGGGGGGGGGGGGGGGGGGGGGUAGAAGGAUUACUUUAUCCUAUCCCAGGUAUUCCUUAAAGAGGUGGGGUUUCAAAUGUCUCCGGAAGGUGGUGAGUGACUCCGCUGUCCUGGCGUCGUGAGGGAGCUUGUUCCACCAUUGGGGUGCCAGAGCAGCGAACAGUGUUGACUGGGCUGAGCGGGAACUAUGCUUCCGCAGAGGAAGGGGAGCCAGCAGGCCAGAGGUGGAGGAACGCAAUGCCCUCGUUUGGAUGUAGGGACUGAUCAGAGCCUGAAGGUACAGAGGUGCCGAUCCCCUCACAGCUCCAUAGGCAAGCACCAUGGUCUUGUAACAGAUGCGAGCUUCAACUGGAAGCCAGUGGAGUGUGCGGAGGAGAGGGGUGACGUGAGAGAACUUGGGAAGGUUGAACACCAGAUGGGCUGCGGCAUUCUGGAUGAGUUGUAGGGGUUUAAUGGCACAGGCAGGGAGCCCAGCCAACAGCGAGUUGCAGUAAUCCAGACGGGAGAUGACAAGUGCCUGGAUUAGGACCUGUGCCGCUUCCUGUGUAAGGCAGGGUCGUACUCUCCGAAUGUUGUAGAGCAUGAACCUGCAGGAUCGGGUCACCGCCUUGAUGUUAGCGGAGAACGACAGGGUGUUGUCCAGGGUCACGCCAAGGCUCUUCGCACUCUGGGAGGAGGACACAAUGGAGUUGUCAACCGUGAUGGCGAGAUCAUGGAACGGGCAGUCCUUCCCCGGGAGGAAGAGCAGCUCCGUCUUGCCAAGGUUCAGCUUGAGGUGGUGAUCCGUCAUCCAUACUGAUAUGUCUGCCAGACAUGCAGAGAUGCGAUUCGCCACCUGGUUAUCAGAAGGGGGAAAGGAGAAGAUUAGUUGUGUAUCGUCAGCGUAGCAAUGAUAGAAGAGGCCAUGUGAGGAUAUGACAGAGCCAAGUGACUUGGUGUAUAGGGAGAAUAGGAGAGGGACUAGAACUGAGCCCUGGGGGACACCAGUGGGGAGAGCACGUGGUGCGGAGACAGCUUCUCGCCACGCCACUUGGUAGGAGCGACCGGUCAGGUAGGACGCGAUCCAGGAGUGAGCCGCGCCGGAGAUGCCCAGCUCGGAGAGGGUGGAGAGGAGGAUCUGAUGGUUCACAGUAUCAAAGGCAGCAGACAGGUCUAGAAGGACAAGAGCAGAGGAGAGAGAGUUAGCUUUAGCAGUGCAGAGAGCCUCCGUGACACAGAGAAGAGCAGUCUCAGUUGAAUGACCAGUCCUGAAACCUGACUGGUUUGGAUCAAGUAGGUCAUUCUGAGAGAGAUAGCAAGAGAGUUGGCUAAAGACGGCACGCUCAAUAGUUUUGGAAAGAAAAGAAAGAAGGGAUACUGGUCUGUAGUUGUUGACAUCAGUGGGAUCGAGUGUUGGUUUUUUGAGAAGGGGUGCAACUCUCGCUCUCUUGAAGACGGAAGGGACAUAGCCAGCGGUCAAGGAUGAGUUGAUCAGCGAGGUGAGGUAGGGGAGAAGGUCACUGGAGAUGGUCUGGAGAAGAGAGGAGGGGAUGGGGUCAAGCGGGCAGGUUGUUGGGCGGCCUGCAGUCACAAGUCAGAAGAUUUUAUCUGGAGAGAGAGGGGAGAAAGAAGUCAAAGCAUAGGGUAGGGCAGUGUGAGCAGGACCAGCAGUGUCAUUAGACUUAACAAACGAGGAUCGGAUGUCGUCAACCUUCUUUUCAAAGUGGUUGACGAAGUCAUCCACAGAGAGAGAGGGGGGGGGGGGGGGAUUCAGCAGGGAGGAGAAUGUGACAAAGAGCUUCCUAGGGUUAGAGGCAGAUGCUUGGAAUUUAGAGUGGUAGAAAGUGGCCUUAGCAGCAGAAACAGAUGAAGAAAAUGUAGAGAGGAGGGAGUGAAAAGAUGCCAGGUCGGCAGGGAGUUUAGUUUUCUUCCAUUUCCGCUCCGCUGCCCGGAGCUCUGUUUUGUGAGCUCGCAAUGAGUCAUCAAGCCACGGAGCUGGAGGGGAGGACCGAGCCGGCCGGGAGGAUAGGGGGACACAGAGAGUCAAAGGAUGCAGAAAGGGAGGAGAGGAGGGUUGAGGAGGCAGAAUCAGGAGAUUGGAGGGAGAAGGAUUGAGCAGAGGGAAGAGAUGAUAGGAUGGAAGAGGAGAGAGUAGUGGGAGAGAGAGAGCGAAGGUUGCGGCGGCGCAUUACCAUCUGUGUAGGGGCAGAGUGAGUAGUGUUGGAGGACAGAGAGAGAGAAAAGGAUACAAAGUAGUGGUCGGAGACAUGGAGGGGAGUUGCAGUGAGAUUAGUAGAAGAGCAGCAUCUAGUAAAGAUGAGGUCAAGCGUAUUGCCUGCCUUGUGAGUAGGGGGGGACGGUUAGAGGGUGAGGUCAAAAGAGGAGAGGAGUGGAAAGAAGGAGGCAGAGAGAAAUGAGUCAAAUGUAGACGUAGGGAGGUUGAAAUCCACCAAAACUGUGAGGGGUGAGCCAUCCUCAGGAAAGGAACUUAUCAAGGUGUCAAGCUCAUUGAUGAACUCUCCAAGGGAACCUGGAGGGCGAUAGAUGACAAGGAUAUUAAGCUUAAAUGGGCUAGUGACUGUGACAGCAUGGAUUUCAAAUGAGGAGAUAGACAGGGUUAGUGGAAAAAUUGAGAAUGUCCACUUGGGAGAGAUGAGGAUUCCUGUGCCACCACCCCUCUGACCAGAUGCUCUCGGGGUAUGCGAGAACACAUGGUCAGACGAGGAGAGAGCAGUAGGAGUAGCAGUGUUUUCAGUGGUAAUCCAUGUUUCCGUCAGUGCCAGGAAGUCGAGGGACUGGAGGGUAGCAUAGGCUGGGAUGAAGUCAGCCUUGUUGGCAGCAGAACGGCAGUUCCAGAGGCUGCCUGAGACCUGGAACUCCAGGUGUGGGGUGCGUGCAGGGACCACCAGGUUAGAGAGGCAGCAGCCACACGGUGUGAGGCGUUUGUGUAGCCUGUGCGGAGAGGAGAGAACAGGGAUAGGCAGAGGCAUAGUUGACAGGCUGUAGCAAAUGGCUACAAUAAUGCAGAGGAGAUCGGAAUGAAAUGAACUAAACAUCUGGGAAAGGAGAGAGUAAAAACCAAAACUCCCAAAUAUAACUCUCCCAACUUCACCUCAGAAACUAUAAUUGUUUCACUGAACCACCGAAUAAAACUCUCCCAACUUCCACUUUAGAAAUUAGAAUUGUUGAACUACAGCGGUUCAAUGUUUCAAGGAAUAGACUCAACUUACUUUAUUCAGCUAGCUAACUAUGACGCUAUAGCUAACUAGCAUGCUAGCAUCCAAUAACACACAGUUUAGCACCAAUACUUGGUUACAACAAACUACCAAUAGUGUGUUAACACACUAAACAGAUAAUUAGUGUCCGUGUCUAGUUCCUUUCAUAACGCAGCAAUAAUUAAACGUUGGCUAGCUAGCACAAAUAUAUUGUAUUUAGCUGCUACAGUACAGCUAGCUGGUCGUGUUGGCUAGCUAGCAAUGGCUGCUGUGUUGACUUUGUUUGAAAAAGUCAUCAUCUAAUCAUCUAUGCUUAGUCAAAUACAGUGACAACUAAAAGAUACCAAAAACGAUUUAGUCCAAUCAACAUAAGCUAAUUAUGAUGUGGCUAACCAUGGUACUGAUUUAUGUGUGUGUGUGUGCAAGUAGAAAAAACAUGUUGUUAAGUAAAACCACAAGUCCAAAGCCCUAAUUUAGGAAAGGGCCGAACACAACGAGAUGCAACAAUUCAAGUUUUUUUAUUGACGUUUGGCUUGGGAUGUGAUUGGUCUGAAGCAAAAUCCAAACUGGCUUCCCUUGACACUUUUCUUUGGUGCGCCAAGAUCAUUCACAGAUGAGCUCACUCAGUUUAGCUCAAAGAUGAUUGGCUAUUAUUUUAUAAAUGUUUUAUCAAGGGAGGCCAAAUGCUCGCUGGCUUCCCUUGCAUUCAAUGCUACCGGCGGCAACAAUGUCAUACUCUUUCUGACCAGACAGCAUCAGAUAGAUACACUACACAUACUGAGACAGAGGGGAGCUGUUUGGUUCGCUCGGAUGCUUUCUCCGGUGAGAUACAUUCAUUUCAGCCUCUUGCGAAUUGAACGAAAUUCAUAAAACAACUUUUUGGUCAACUUUUUGGGGAAGCCUGGCUUCCCUUGGUAACCAUGAAUACACGCCACUGAACUUUCCACAAAGAAAACAGUACAGUAGGAAAGACAGGUGUACAGUACAGGAGUCUCAUGCUAAUGCUUUUGUAUUGAUCUGAAUUGGCAGUUGGUCUGUGAAUGAUUGAUCUAACCUGUGUAUACUCUGAGUGGGAGGAUAUCUGAGUGUUUGAUUGUUCUUUUAAUGAGAAUUUGAUAUGAGAUGCCCCGCCCCUUUCUGCUGUUUCACUGUUUUUCACUGUUUAACUAGGAUGGGAACGGUUACAUCGAUGAGCAGGAGCUGGACGCACUGCUAAAGGACCUCCAUGACAAGAACAAAAUGGUAAAGAACAAGAGACUUCACUUAUUUACUGACUCAUCUUUUGAUUAGUUGAUUGAUUGAUUAUCUCAUACUGCACCUGGAGUGUUUUCAAGAUCAGAAUGAUUGGCAGAACGUUGUGGUCUUGUACAGGUUAUUGUCUUCUGAGUUGUUGUUGGAUCAGGAUGUGGUGUUGCAUUGACCGUUAGGGCCACACCUAGCAAACAGGGGACGUCCUGAGGAUAUUUGGUGACUUUCCCAUUAGGUCCCUUAAAGCUUUCGGCACAAAGUUAUCCCACUGACGUUCUGAGAAUGUUCUAAGAAUGUUGCGUGAUGGUCCCAAGGGAACGUUCUCUGUGGGACCUUUAUCUAGUUCCCUGAACGUUCCCAGGAUGCCACUAAGGACCAUUUCAGGACCUUUUUAGGACGUUCUCAGGACUUUCCUUUUACUAGUCCUUAGGACGUUGCGUGAUGGUCCCAAUGGAACGUUCUCUGGGGAAUCUUUGUCUAGUUCCCUGUAAGUUCCCAGGAUGUCACUGAGGACCAUGUCAGGACCUUUUUAGUACGUUCUCAGGACUUUCAUUUUACUAGUCCUUAGGACGUCGAAUGAUGGUCCCAAGGCAACAUUCUCUGGGGGACCUUUUUAUAGUUCCCGGUUUGACCUGGGAUGUUUUUAGGAUGUUCUUGGGACGUUGUGUCAUGGUCCCCUGAAGGUCACCUGAACCUUUUUUGGACAUUGUGUCAUGGUUCCCUGGAGGUUUUGUCUAGUUCCACGUUUGUCCUGAGGAUGUCCCCAAGGACGUUUUUAGCACGUUCUUGGGACGUUGUGUCAUGGUCCCCUGGAGGUCCCCUGAACAAUCUUGGGACUUUGUGUCAUGGUCCCCUAGAGGUUUUUGUCAUGGGAUGGUCCCAGGUGUCCCAAACCAUUUUAAGUAAAGUAAUUAAAUGGUAUGGGGGUUUUAAGGUAAGUGGUACCCUGUUCAGCUAAAAUAGUGUAAAAAUCUUUAAUCAAUGAAAAUAUUAUUACAUUUGACAUGAUCACUACUGACUUUUCAAUAUGACCCCACCUGAGAUUUGAACUCACAACCUCUAGAUUUGGUUAUGCUGAUCUUUCUGCUGUGCCACAAAGUCCCCUACACAUUCAUUACCUAUAAUACAUCCCUGCACUUAGCAAAAGAGUGCCAUCUGCACUGCUAUUGUAGUUAUCAGUUAAUCUCACUAUUCUCUCAUUGAUUUCGUUUACAUAUUUCAGCAAUUUGAGUUUGGGUUUGCAGUAAUGUUGGUGGGGAAUAUUAUUCUGUUUUAAUGUUAUUCCUGAAUCACUACGAUAAAUAUAAUAGUUUUUCUUCAGUGUAUUUUUAACAGAGCUGAGAUUUACUUUGAAUUGCUAAGUGUAGGAACAGGCCUGCUACAGGGGAAAUCAGUCAUUGAUACAGACAUGGUGGCGUAGCAGGAAGAUUGGAAUGCUGUGACCCAAGAGGCUGUGAGUUCAAAUCCCAGAUGAGGACAUGUUAAAUAAUAAUUACUGUAUGAAUAAACAUACACAAUGUAAUCAUCUAUGUCAAAGGGUGUCAAAUAUGUAAGUUGAAAACACUGUAUGUUAAAAGCACUAUGUGUGUUUGGGUGCCCCUAGCAUUGCCAAAAUACAAACAGCUGUGACUGGAUCAGUGGUUCACCAACCAGGGCCUUGAUAGGCUUGGCAACAGUAACAACGGGUGAUGUGUAAUGAAACUAGGGUAAGCAUGCCCUGGGUAGAUUUUUUUUUUUUUGGGGGGGGGGGGGAAUGUUUCUUUGCGACCGGGAACUAGACAAAAACCUCCAGGGGACCAUGACACAACAUCCCAAGAACGUUCAGGGGGUCUUCAGGGGACCAUGACCCAACAUCCCAAGAAAGUCCUAAAAAAAGUCCUCAGGGACAUCCCCGGGACCAACCGGGAACUAGACAAAACCUCCAGGGGACCAUGACACAAUGUCCUGACGACUUCAGGCGACCGUUUCGUGAAGUCCUGGGGACGUCCUAACGACUCAUUAUUGUUUACAGGGUAGACACCAUAGUUAAUGACAUCAUUGGUUGAGGCUCUAGCACUCACGUCUGUUUCUCCCCCCUGUUUGCUGUAGGAGUUGGACUCGACCGGUCUGGUGGGCUACAAGAAGAGCAUAAUGGCUCUGUCCGACGCGGGGAAGCUCUACCGCACCGAGUUGGAGAUCGUCCUCUGCCGCGACUCCACACUGUGAUCUUUCACCUCUGACACCUGGCAACCCCCCACUGCCCCCAUCCUGGCAUAACCAGGUGCAUGUAUGCCCCCAGCUCCACUCCCAUCUCUGAAGAGUGAAAGUCCACUUGAAGGCACAAGCAAGACCCUCAGCCCAACUGUCCCACUCUGUUUAACUACCUGCCCCUUACAUUGCCCCACCUCCCCUCCCCCUUAUCACAGCGUGGUGCUGCCUGAUGAUGAUUUAUUUUACUUUACAUGCAAUUCUAUAGUGAGUUAACCAUUAAUGAUGGAAAUAAUAGCAGGAAUAUAUGAUACAACUAUUUAUUUGAAUGCAUAUACAUUUUGCCUGAAUGUCCUUUGUACUGUACUCCCGUAGCCUACUCUCUGUUUUUUUCACAGUUCGUCUGUCAAUCUCGCUAUCUCUCUCUUUUUCUCUUUACCUCCAAUCUCAAUGCCCCUCCCUCACUCUUCGGUUCAGUCUGUUGCCUUGUUUUUGAAUUGGGUUUAGGCUCAUACUGUUUUAAUGGAGAAAUUAUUGAGAGCAUCAAUAAAUAUAGCUGAUGAUCACUUAUGUCUUUACUCACAACCACAGGGCCAAACUGUCUCUAUCCAAACAAUGGGAUCUCAGUCUGCUAAACUUCUAUAUCAGCCUAUAAAUCUCUAUAAACGCCUAGCUAAAUCUGUUUCUAUUAAGACUUUGCCUUGGCCAGGCAAGGGAGAGCUAUUUUUCUUCGCCAGCAUAAUGUGUUUCCUGUGAAGAUAACAGUUCCAAUACCGAUGUUAGGAGCAGGCACGUUAUCUCCCUGAGCACUCCACUCUCGCUGUUCUAAUCUCCCACUGAAAGGCAGUGUGAUGGAGAGGGAGCCUGCGCAUAGAGACUCAUAUGUCUCUAUGGCACACUAGGCACACUGAGUGAGUGGCCGAGGGGAGGGAUAUGAGUGGAGUUAAAAACCAGCCUUUCUCCACCAUCUCCUGCUAGUAGACUAGUCCUACCAUAACAGCCUAACAAACUUUUGAGAUCACAAAUGAAUUGAAAUUCUCAAUAUGUUUGUUUACUUACUGUAUCACUACAAGAAAAACUCCUGAUGUUUUUCUGCCUCAGCAGCUCCAUCUGAGCCUUUGAGCCUCACUACUCACACCGUCAUCCCAAAUUAGCAGACAGAGCAGUUUAGGGCACUCCAGUUGACGGACACAUUUCCCUGUGUAAUAUAUAGAUGGGAAUGUUCAGAGUCCUGAAAGAGAAUGACAAAUAUGUACCAGGCUUGUUUUUGGUCUUUAAAGGUUUAAAAGAACACACAACUCUGUAAUCAUUACGUUGUUACACAAUUGUUCAAAAAACUUUAUGUGAUUACCUGUGGUAAUACAUCUCAUUUUGUGUGUAAGCUUUUGGAGCUGUCCACAUUUUUCACUAUAUGGAGAAGUCUGGACACCCCUGGUUCAGUACCAAAUGGAACAGUCUGACUUCCAUCAAUUAAUCAUCAGCACUUUCAUCUUUAAUUAAACUCACUCAGGUUUUUUUAAGCACAAAAAAACACCAAACCACACACGCACGUACACACACACACACACACACAACUUUGAUCCCCAAGCAGCCAACUGCUGACAACAGUACAGGAGAAAUAGAGUUAAGUCCGCUCUGAUUCCCUCCUCCACACUGGUCCCUCACUCAGAAACAAAAAGAGAAGAGAGGGAAGCGAGAGAUGGGGAGAAAGACAGGCUGCUAAGAUUGGGGUCCAUAUUUAGCUAUUCUCCGCUGAGUAGAUUUGCUAUUGCUUCAAACAAAAGGGAUAGGUGCACACACACACACACAUGGAGAGGUGCAUGCACCUAGAAAAAAUAUUAGGAACAAACAUAUGUUAAUAACAGAAAACAUCAGAUGCUCCUCUCUCUAAGACACACCAAAUCAGCUUCUGCUGAGUCAGAGGAUGAGGCAAGGUUGCAGCCUCGGCGCACAAACACAUUUAAGAGUUAUAGGCACAUGAAGUAAAAAAGUUUUGGGUCUAUUUAGAAAUGAGUUUGGGCUUAUAAAGUCUGCUGUCUUUGAUACUGAGUUUUUGGUCCAGUACAGAUACAGACACAGCCACGCAUGCAUGCACACACACACACACACACACACACACACACACCACUAAGUGUUGUUGGACAGCUCUGCGGUGACUGGAUAAGGCAAACAGUCGUAAAGCUUUUCAGGAAUUUUCUCGGUGAGUCAUGGACAUGGCCGGAGCAGAGAAGGGAACAGAUGCAGGCAAAUCCCUGAUGGAUUUUGGAACACUGGCCUCUCCUGCUCAGCACAGUCCCAAUGCGCCACUAAUCCCUGAUUUCUGAAAUGGUGGCAAAAGAAGAAAACACUCGUUGGAUUUUGUCUCUAAUCCAUUUAUUCGGCAGAGAAAUUAAGCGCCAUAAUUUCCGAAAAUUAGUGAGACUAAGAGAGACAAAGAUACUAACACGUACACACACAAACACACAGACGGAUGCAUACUUUUUCACUACUGUCAGUACCAGUAGUAGUAAUAUGGCAUAUGGCUGUCCUUUGAGCGUUAAUUGCGAUGCCACAACUUCUUAUUUCCGCGGAAACGUAUUUCCACAGCAACUUAUUACAGUGCAAUUAAACUGGUCUGAGUCUCUUCCUGGGAAACACUUAACCUGUGGGUGUGGAGGAACUAUGGGGAACUGUUUGUCUGUCUGUGUGUGUGUGUGUGUGUGUGUGUGUGUGUGUGUGUGUUGGGUGGGGGGGGGGGGGGGGGGGGUGUUUACUCAGUCAUCAACAACGGAGUUCAAAGAUGUUUUAAGUAUAAAAUACAUGUUUAACUCCCCAUAAGUGAGUGUCACAUUCUAUUAUAGAGCUCUAGAGUUCAUUCUGCACUGUGUUAUCUCACUACUGAAGGCUAUUCAUAUUCUAGCUCUAGAGUUCAUUCUGCACUGUGUUAUCUCACUACUGA
Messenger RNA from Coregonus sp. 'balchen', 19307 nucleotides. The record is from the annotation of a GenBank genome assembly. NCBI's taxonomy places the organism in Eukaryota, Metazoa, Chordata, Actinopteri, Salmoniformes, Salmonidae.